AUGUCUAAGUUGGCUAUUUAUUUCUUAUUAUUAAGUUCAGUACGUGCUGAACGCGAUACUACUCCAGUAUUUAUAUUGGAUUACGAUAAACAACUAAAGAACGUAAAUGAAAAAGGCAAUCCUUUUGAUAAAAUGAAAUCUUCGGAUUUCUCAAAAAUAGUCGACGACGCAAUGAGACUUAGCCGCAUUAUAAUAAUAUUUGUUGAAGACUCGUUUUGCUCUGAAGAUAUUAGUGUUAAAGAUAAAUAUGGCUCUCCCUUCUACCACUUGGGUCUAGGUUUAAAGGAAAAACAAGUGAAAUAUCUGCCAGCGGUAUCUCAGCCGUAUAAUACUCUGAAAAGGAAAUUCCCACCUAAGGAUGUUAAUAUAUUUUAUUUAUCUGAUGGAAAUGCGCAAUUAAAUUUAUACGACCACAGAUUAGAUUACUACUACAUCUAUUUCAAAGAUAACAAAAACGAGAGCAGAGCUAGUAAGUUGAAAGGGCACGAUUUGUCUAUGAAGGAAGUACUGCUAGUGAUGCACCAGAUAGCUAAGAAACCGAUAAUAGGUUUUUAUACCGGUAAAGUUAAUCCGGUUAUGGUUGAAAAGAUUAAUUUUAAAUCUGUCAAGACUUAUCCGAUCCAUAGACAUCCUGGCGUUACAAUUUCAAGUUCUGGAGCUCUUUUUAGAUUUAUUGGUGUCUACUCCACGAUUGGCAACCGACGUUCCAUGUUCAGUCAGAUCCCGCUGGUGACUGAAGAGUCUUGGCAGAAGGAUCAGCUCAUCACUAGAAUGGCGUACACAGACUUCGAGUUGGAGUUUACGUUUGAUUUCCAAAAAGAACGUUGGAUAGUCGAGAGCGUGGCUCUUUUGGAAGGUGGAGAGGAAGUUGGUCGAACUUCCUUACGUGCGGGCGCGCCUUGGUCUUGGUCCUACACUUGCAGUGAGCCGAUCGUGUUGGUUAAUUUGAGAGACGGCAGUGCGCUUACUAUAUCACAUUACCAGAUCCAACCCUUCAAGAAUAAUUUCUUAAAGGAUGAUGAUAAGGGUGAAAGUUUGGAUGAUGAUGAAUCGUCAGCUAGUGACCGUAGCCAAAGGGAUGAUAGUGGUAUAGACGAUUACCGACGUAAUGCUAAUAAUAGCGGUAAAUUCGGCAAGUCUAUCAACUGCGGGCCGUACUUCAACGCUCCCAUACUAGCCGGGCUGAUGGUGACGGCGUUUUGUAUCGGCAUUCUUACUUACGGUGUAGUUUCUAUGUACAAUCUUCGUGCGAACAACAGAUAUGAUGACCAACACGGCAAGCCGCUGGUGAUUGCCGCUGAGGCCGGACAUUAA
Danaus chrysippus (African queen) is the source of this 1314-nucleotide messenger RNA. The record is from the annotation of a GenBank genome assembly. NCBI's taxonomy places the organism in Eukaryota, Metazoa, Arthropoda, Insecta, Lepidoptera, Nymphalidae.